AAAAAAAAAAAACCCUUUAUGUUUUCCAAAUCAUUUGCUUCCUCAGAGACUUUAUUUAUUGAUUUAUUUAUUUUUUUACGAGAAAGUCCAAGGAGCAAAAAACAGAAGAACAUCAACGAAGCAACACACACAUACACACAAGAAGGCCUGUAAUUCAGACUCGUCGCGUCUCCGGCUCCGAUCGCACUCCUCCGCUGCUCCCAAAUUUUCCGGCCAAUCUCCAUUAACUGGAACUAGAAAUAAGGGAGACGAGAGCCGUGCCGAUUACUCACUUGCUCCCGUUCGCCCUGCUAUUGCCGCCACUUCCUUCUCAACCUUCGAAACAAAAUCCAACGAUAUAGAGGGAGAAGAAGAAGAAGAAGGCGAGGCAUGGGGGAUCUCUACACAUGGCUCAUUUCAUUUUUCAUCCUCAUAGCACUCCUCGUCAUCGUCGUUUUCCAGCUUAUGUGCUUGGCUGAUCUAGAAUUUGAUUAUAUCAAUCCUUACGAUUCUUCAUCAAGGAUAAACAGGGUGGUCAUGCCGGAAUUUGUCACACAAGCAGCUUUGUGCUUGUUCCAUCUUGUAACAGGACACUGGGUUAUGUCAUUGAUAUGUGCUCCAUACUUGUACUACAAUGUGAGACUUUACCAACAAAAACAGCAUCUGGUGGAUGUCACAGAGAUAUUUAACUUGCUUCCCUGGGAAAAGAAGCAACGGCUGUUCAAACUGGCAUAUCUUUUUUUUCUCCUCUUUCUCUCAUUGUUCUGGAUGAUUUACUCUGUUUUGGAAGAAGAUGAAUGAUGGGGAGGCUGGGUUCUAGGCAUUCUUGGAAAUCAUGCCAAAAAGAAUUCAUUGCUGUAGACUGCUAAUCACCACUGAUGGUUCGCACUGCUUUGCUGCGUCAUUCCAGUUGGUGACUGAUAUAAGCUUAAAUCACAAUUUGUAUGAUUCUGAAAUUUUUGUUAAUUUUACUGCAAAAUAUUUUGAGGCUUUUUAGUGUUAUUUUAGGCAUUCAUUCAGGUUGUCUUCCCUUCUGUUUAAUCUAUCUUGCUCUUGAUGUAUAAAAAUUUUCAACGAGACUUGUUAUAGCUGAUGCUUGGAUUCAGACUUGGUUUCCUUGAAGCAGGGUUAAAUCACUUGCUUGGCUUGGUCGAAACCUAUUAUUCACUGUUGUACUACUGAACGAAACCAUCUUCAUUCAUUUCUUAAGUUUCAAAUGAGAUUCCGGGUUAAGCAUUAUUCUGAUUUGGAAUUGGAAGUCGUUUUGGUUCAAGUAUUGGCUUUUCUUUUCUUUGCAAGAAAUUUCCCCUACAACA
Messenger RNA from Rubroshorea leprosula, 1295 nucleotides. The record is from the annotation of a GenBank genome assembly. Lineage: Eukaryota; Viridiplantae; Streptophyta; Magnoliopsida; Malvales; Dipterocarpaceae.